Aspergillus eucalypticola CBS 122712 is the source of this 654-nucleotide messenger RNA. RefSeq lists its product as uncharacterized. The record is from RefSeq and is a predicted model, not a curated record. Gene Ontology annotation, cellular component: mitochondrial outer membrane. Gene Ontology annotation, molecular function: nascent polypeptide-associated complex binding. The coding region runs from base 42 to 548 and encodes 168 amino acids. The transcript is spliced from 3 exons. NCBI's taxonomy places the organism in Eukaryota, Fungi, Ascomycota, Eurotiomycetes, Eurotiales, Aspergillaceae.
AUCACAUAUUCCCAUCAAGUCAUACGACUCACUUAUUCAUCAUGUCUUACGCAGAAGCUGCUGCCAAAGGUCCCAAGCAAUCCGCAGAGGAGCCAUGUAGUCGCGCCCCCAGCGUUGGUGGAGUGUACCGCGAUGAAGCCGAGAGCACCGCUUCCCUGGUCGACGUCGACUCGCCGCACGUCCAGGCCGUGGAUCCCGAUUUCCUGAAGCAGGACGUGCAGACCACCACCCAGGCCGAGCGGAUAGAGCGAGAAGAAGAGGAGCGGGAAGCCUACGAAGAACGGAGAGCCAAGAGCAAGGCUAAGGCUAAAGCUAAGGCGAAGGCUGAAUCGGCUCGCAGCAACGCGCACAACCCUGUGUACCUCGGAAAUGCUGUGAUUCUGGCCUUGACCGGCGCUGGUCUGGGGUAUGGAGCAUACCGGAAGCAUGCUGCUGGGCAGCUUUCGUGGGAAGUGAUUGGAUGGGCCUCUGGCGCUGUUGGUGCCCUUGGUGCCGUGGACUACUUUGUUAGCAAAUGGCUUCUGCAGAACAAGUACCCUCCGAAAUAAGGCUUGAAGUCGAGACGGAGCACUUCGUGGAGUCGUGAUAUCCCAGUGUCAAUUCCGCGGUCUAUUACUUUCCUUACUAUUUGUUGUACUCCUUUAGGGUACAUGA